UGCUUUUCUACAAUCUUAAUUGUAAUCUUUUGUUUUCUUUUCUUUCCCUUUUACCUUUGAGAUUGUUUUUUCUUUAUUAAAUUAAACUCGGUGCAAUUAAUUAGUUUUCUUUUCUAAUCGUUAAUAUACAAUGGGGACUUUGGCUCGCAAUGGUUUGGAUGAAGGUAAAAAGGUUUCAACCAAUGAAGUUGAAAAAUUUUGUAUCAAAAAAGCAAAAUUAAGUAUGUCCAAUGGCGAUUCUAAUUUGGCUAAAUCUUGGUUUCUUGCGGCUUCUAAUCUGUUUCCUGAUUCUUUUUCAAUUAAGUUUGAACAAUAUUUACAAGCCAAAGACGAAGGUCGUUUAAUGGAAGCUUGUCGCCAUCUUAAUGAUAUUUUCUCGUCUUCUGGACAGUCUAUAAGUGAUAAUAUCAAUCAGGAGAUGCAACGUAUUGUUACUGCUGUUAAAGGAACUAUUAACAAUCCUGAUUCAACCUUUUAUCGUAAUCUAUUCAAUUGUUUCUCAUUGGAGGCUCAACAUAAGUUACUUCUUAAUGUUGCUAAUCUUUGCUCUGAUCCUAUGGAAUCUUGUCAACUUAUGCUACUUAUAAUGAAAAAAUUUCCCAACAAAAUUAAUGAACAUGCCAGUAAUAUAUUACAACUUAUCAAAAGAGCUGAAGAAAAUCAAGGUUCCUAUAGAAAUUCAGAUUAUUUUAAUAAGCUGCUUGUUUUUGAUAUUUUACCUGUCAUUUUAUCACCUGAAUCAAAUUUGGAUACCUCGUUAUCUCUCAUGUUAUCACUUCUUGAUCGAACAAUUGAAUUCUAUUGUCAAUCAAGUAUAAUUGGAAUGCUUGUUGACGAAGAAACUUCAACCGAUGUAAACAUUAUGGAUAAAGAUAGAGAAAAUCGUUUUGAUGAUGUUUUUAAUAUGUUUCGAAAACGUCUCAAAUGGGAUCUUUUAACCUGUGAAGAACAUUCAACCAAUGAUAAUUUUCUUUCUGGUAUUUUGUUAGCUCAUUUCCAGAGAAUACAGAAAUUUUUCCAAGAUGUUUCUACAGUCAGCAUGACACCAGAAUCGGAUGGACCCAUUGAUCUCAGUUCGUCAAACACUAAAGUUGAAAUUAAGGCGGAACAUAUUAAUCAAGUUCUUUAUGCCACUUUCCUACUUUUUAUCCGGUGUUUACACAAAUAUACCAAAGAAACUGCUGGUAAACUUAUAUUGGUUGAACAAGGUGCUUCUUACAAAGGUGAUCCUGUUAAGAAGCGAAAAAUUCAUCUCAAAUCAUCUUCGCCCAUAAUUUUCACCGAAAAUUCUGAGCUUCAAGAAAAUUUCACAGUCGCUCUUCAAGCCUUAGAGUUUCUCAAUCAAGAUUAUAAUCUGACCAAAGAAAUGAUGAUUAAAUUUCAACAAACCAAAGUGUUUGAAUCAAGAGCUUACCAAAUGCUUAAACAAGACUGUUUAAUUUAUCGGGGUAAUCAUGAUGAUUGUUUAGCCUCACAUGAAGCUACAUCAAAGAUCAAAAUAAAGUCAUGUCUUCAAUCAAUUUCAUCAGCACUUAUGAGUUACAAUUAUGGUCUUGCUUUGAAACAUUCUCUUGAUGGAGUUGCCAUGUUAACACGAGUUCCAGAGAUGAAAGAAGAAGAUGAUAAACCCAAAAUGGAAAGCAAUCAUAAUGGUGGACGACAAAUUGUUUUCAUCAAUUACAAUCGUAAUGACAUUUUAACUUAUUGUAUUGAAGUUAUCAUUGCAUGUCUCAAAGAUCGAGUCCUUCUCUCUGUCAAACCUUCUGAUCAUGGAUUGGGACAUUUGAUUGUCUUAUCGCAAUACAAUUGGCCGAAAGAAGUUGACCUUUUCCUGAAAUGUAUUUCAACCAUCCGCAAACCCAUAACGGGAUCACCAACAGCACCAGUUAAAUUUGUUUACCUUCCUUUCUGUGAUUUUAUUUUCAAUCCCGAUAUGUUGGAAGAAUUUAUGUCUCUCGUUAAUUCAAAAGGAAUCACAUUGGAAAUUAAAGAUCAAGUAACCCCACAGAUAAACAAAUUCGCUAAAUCAUCAAAGACCAUAACUCGAGGAGUAAACAAGAAUGCAAAAGAGGAAAUCAAAACAAUUCUGGUUAAUCAGAUGAAAAGAAGUAAAUUAAUCCUGGAACCAUCAUUAUUUAUAAAUUUUAUUCUCAAUCAUAUUAAGGAUUUAUCCUAAACAAAUCCGAGUUUAUUUCUCUUAAAUUACAUUGUACAUAAUACUUAUAUUUAUAUUUAUAUAUUUGGACUUUAUUAAUGUUAUCAAGAUCUAAUCAUAAAAUUUGACCCACUAAAACUGUUGAUUAAAACCAUUGUAAAAACCAAACAA
This is a messenger RNA of Panonychus citri (citrus red mite), 2326 nucleotides long. It is a transcript of the gene IntS10, whose product is annotated as integrator complex subunit 10-like. The transcript has 4 exons. The record is from RefSeq and is a predicted model, not a curated record. Gene Ontology annotation, cellular component: integrator complex. The coding region runs from base 131 to 2176 and encodes 681 amino acids. Gene Ontology annotation, biological process: snRNA processing. NCBI's taxonomy places the organism in Eukaryota, Metazoa, Arthropoda, Arachnida, Trombidiformes, Tetranychidae.